AUCACAUCCCGACCUUCGUUUGAUUGAUCCAACCCACGAAAAGCCCGUUGGUUCACACGCGUCUGCUAGCAUGCUAGUAGCAUUGCUUGCACAAAUGAGCCUCUUCUUUGAUAUGAGGUAAUCAGUUUUACUACCUACCUGGCUAAUACAGCGGCAGUUGGAGCUCUUUACAGCUGCGCCUCGGGUUUUCUUUCUAAGAGGUGAUCAUGAAGGUGAACAAACAAGCGCAGGUCAAAGGGAAAUCUCAGAAGUGGAAAGACGUGAGGAGCAAAAGAUGCAGACCCUCCAUCAAGUCCUCUGAUCUGAACUCCAGCCCCGUCAUGGUCAGGGUGGUAAAGGAGCAUCAGGUCUCUGCCAAGAAAAAGCCGUCUGUGAAGAGGCUAAAAAAUAAAGCAAAAACGGUCUCUGACCACAACAAGAGCAAGCCUUCGGAGUCUGGAGUUAGGAAAACGAACCCUCAGACUAACGGAAGCUCCAUGUUCACUUUGGAUGAGGAGGUAGAGGACCUGCAACAGUUGAAGGAGUAUUCCCAGAUAAUUCACAGAAAUGGAUUGCAGACCACAGGGGAGACGUGGGAUGUCAAGUUUGGUAGACUGGAAGGAGAGGCUCUCCAUCACUGUGCACAGAGAGAUGAUCGACAGAACCAUGCUGUGCUGGUCAUGCAGCAAGAUCAAACCUUAUGUUUCAGAGGGAAGUGCUUUUUGACUUGUCUCUAUGGCCGUGUGGAAGUGAUGGGAUUCACUAUCGAAGAGGGCCAGAAGUCCUACCCUGUCUACUCCCCGGCGUCGCACUGUCCCCUCACCAUCAGGGCUCUGGAAACCUCACACUUCCACCGAAAUGACCGAACAGAGGCGUCGCAGAUUCUACAAAAGUACCUUCCACCGGCAUCACGGAAGAAGUUGCUGAAGAAGAUAAUGCUGGCAUCCUCGGUCAUCCUGCUUGAGCCCAUGGAGACGCCUUUGACCCGCUUUCUGUCCAGCUUCACUCAUCUGAGCGAGCUGUUCAGCCCCCCAGCGAAUGAACUCAUGUCAGCUGUUCUGGACACUCCGCUCAACGGGUUGGGGGUGAUUCCUUUGACCAGCACCGUCGAGGGCCUGAAAAUGUCGCAGAGCUACAGAGACGCUCUGAACACAGCGGUCAGCGCCUGCAGAGGAGACAUGGACGGAUCGGCUGUUAUCCUCGUGUGUGGCAUCAAGAAUGUGGGAAAGUCCACCUUCAUCCGCGUCCUCAUCAACACUUUACUCAACCAUACUUCCAGUGUGGAUUAUCUGGAAGGGGACCUCGGUCAGACAGAGUUCACUCCUGCUGGUUGUUUGUCAAUGCUGACCGUCAGAGAGCCACUUCUGGGGCCUCCGUUCACCCACCAGAACACUCCAGAACACAUGAUUUACUACGGCGAUGUGUCGUGUGAAGCAGACAUGGACCGCUACCUGGAAUCCCUAAAGUCUUUGUGGCGCCGACGCCCCAAAAGCAGAGAGACGCCGUUCAUCAUCAACACCAUGGGCUGGGUCAAAGGGUUUGGACUCCAGCUGCUGGUGGACCUGAUCCGCGUCCUGCCGGUCUCGCAUGUCAUCCAGCUCAGCCACGGCAGCACCACCCAGUGCCCCGCCCUCACGCCGGAGUUCUUGAGGACGGCGCACGGCUGUCAGACGCAUCCGCCCGCUCAGACCGCCAUGGACGAGUGUACGGAGAGUCACGGUCCGCCCAAAACCUACUCCCACCUGGACGUGCAGGCAGAGUUUCGAGGCGUGGCCCGCCAGGGGACAGCGAAAUACCAGCGCUCCAACGAGCAGCGGGAGCUGUCACUGCUGGCCUACCUGAGCCAGCUGCAGUCCCCCGAGCCCGGGCUGGUUCGACCCCUGCACAGCCUGACCCCCUACCAGGUGCCUCACGCUGCUGUGGCGCUGGGCGUGAUCCACUGCGAGGUGGUGCCCUCCCACAUGUUCUAUGCCGUCAAUGCCAGCCUGGUGGGGCUCUGCUGCCUGACGGAGAAGGUCACGAGUAAAGGAGGUCCGGUGCUGCUGCCGCAGGCCCCCGUCUGCCCCUGUGUGGGCUUUGGUGUUCUGCGGGGCGUGGACAUGGCGCGGGGCCUGUACUUCCUGUUGACUCCCGUCCAUCCCUCCGUCCUUAGGAAAGUCAAUUGCCUCCUUUUGGGAGCCAUUUCUUUGCCUUCCUGCAUCUUCACCUCACAGCCUGACUUGGAAGGGGAAACGCCCUACGUCACCACAGACUACAGCUUCGACCUCACCGGCGCAGGGAAGCUGCGAGUUUUUAAGGGGCUGGCGAGGCCGAGUCAUGCGGGAACGCAGUGACGGUUCCUUCCCCGCUGUCUCGCACGUUGGUUUUAGAUCCAAGCUUUUCUCUGAAGCAGAACAAACAUGAGUUUGGAGGGCGUGUUUCUUCUGGGUCUCACAUGGACAGUAGUGGAACGUGACAGACUGUAGUUCAAAAUCUUCAAUAUCUGUUGGUUACAUUCCCAAACUGCCAACCUGCCAGAUAAUAAAAUAACUUUUGUUAAGA
Oryzias latipes (Japanese medaka) is the source of this 2520-nucleotide messenger RNA. RefSeq names its product nucleolar protein 9 (gene nol9). The record is from RefSeq and is a predicted model, not a curated record. Gene Ontology annotation, cellular component: nucleus. Gene Ontology annotation, biological process: cleavage in ITS2 between 5.8S rRNA and LSU-rRNA of tricistronic rRNA transcript (SSU-rRNA, 5.8S rRNA, LSU-rRNA). NCBI's taxonomy places the organism in Eukaryota, Metazoa, Chordata, Actinopteri, Beloniformes, Adrianichthyidae. Gene Ontology annotation, molecular function: polynucleotide 5'-hydroxyl-kinase activity.